CGCAGUGUGCGCCGAGUUGUUGUGGGGGUGACGUCGUGUAUAUGUUAGACGAAACGAGACCAGCGGAUCGAGUCCCGACCAUGUGUUUAUGUUUUUAUUGACGACGCUGCUUACCGAUUUCAUCUGUGCAAACGUUGUGCGUUAUUUAUUUGUGCUGUGGACGGGGGUUUAUUUUUGUUGAUGCUCUUUUACUUUGUGUUGUCCGGUGCCGGUUUUGUGUUUUAUUUUGUUUUUUAAACGUUUUUGGGAUAUCGACGCCGUUUUUGAUUCGGGACAAUCAGCUGCAAAGAUUUGGAUUAGAGCUGAGAUGGAUGUAAUAAGGAUAAGUUGCAAUUAAGGUGUGAUGGCUAGGGCCGGGAUGGCAUUAAGAAGGGGUCAGAAUCAAGGAAAUACAGAUGGUGGUACCGAUGAUGUUCAACGUUCUAUUGAACUUUUAGAUCGGGUGCUUUCGGAGUUUGAUGACGUCGAAAAUGCGAAUCAAGUUCAGAAUAUUCAACAAAUUACCACAUCAACGUCGACUCCACAACUCCGCAACGAAAACAACACACCAAAUUCUAGUACCAACACGGCGGCCAUCAACUCUACGCCAGACGACGAGAGUCCAUCUCUGGGCCACCAAUCUGAAGACGACGGCUACAUGAGUAUGAACGGGAGAAAGGCUAAAUUCAACCUGGGUUUCAAAGCACUAGCAGAAAUACCAGUGCACCACGAGACCAUUCAACAGGUUCAAACUGUCGGCAACAUAAUUGACAUAAAUGAUUAUCCUCCAGAUGAUUUUCCUCCACCACCGGAGGAAGCAGAAAGACUAAUAGCAACACUCCUGCCCAAUAUAUCUCCAUCACAUAAACCCAAAUCAACUAGCAGGAACAAGGGUUUCCAAAUGUCCCAGUUGCCGGUCCGCAUGGAUACCAUACCGCCGCCGCAAAAAUUCCAGAACAUUGGGGACUAUAAUCCAAUUAUCAAUGGACUGCCCGAUCCGAUCCACACUGCCACACAAACGACAUUGCCAAAAACGAGACAUCAACGUCCAUAUGGGUGGGAAAACAACGAUUUUACGUUGAGUCCUCCUCCACCUCCGCCAGGUUAUCGUUUUGGUAGUUUACCUUUUCAACAUGGCAUGUAUCCCCUUACUUCUCCCACAAGAGGACCCCAAAGAAUAUCACCAUCUCAAAGAAUAUCUCAAAGAAGUUCUAUGGAGAGAAGGCGAGAGGUUAAGAGAAGUUGUAGUGAAGAUCUUUCAAGUGAUACCGAAGACAAUGUUUUGCGACCAUUGAGUGAAUUAGCGGAUGACGAACAUUUCUCCGACGAUUCGUUGGAGGAAAUGCUACCACCACCUCCUCCCAAUUGUAAUAAAAGAGCAAGCAUUGCCUGGGAAGUUCCGUUGGAUGACGAUCCCCUUCUUCGCCCAGGAAGUACUAAAGUUAUAGGUCGUCGGAGACGAAAAUCGGGAAGUUGUUCGAGUACCAGUUCCAUACCGAACAGACUUAAAGAAUUGGAUGACUGGCCUGAUCCGCCUCCAAACUGUACCACAGAGGAUGAAGUCACGUCGCCCUUCUCGGAUUCCGACGAUCACGUGAUACUCCCUCCGGAGGUUAAUUCAAAUCUGAGUGGUACCAGUACAUAUGUGAUACGAAAGGGGAAAAAAGAUAGGAAGUCGUUGGGAAAUGUAGCCGGUUCCUGUACUUCGAAUUCAAGCAUCAAUUCGAGGUUGAGUUCUGAGUUCAGUAUACCAGCUUCGAGGUACAGCACUGAUCUGAACUCGAGGCUGAGUCGUGAAUUGAACACUCCAAAUUCUAGGUACAGCGUAGAUUUAGGCACACCUCAUUUCAGAUUGAGUCAGGAACUGAACUCCCCAAAGUCAAGACUGAGCCUGGAUUUAACAAAUGCACGUCAACUGAGCCAAGAACUAAGCAGUUCUCCCUCACGACUAAGCAUAGAUUUAUCUAGCUCUAGAUCAAGCACUCCCCACAGUAAACACGGCGAGAACAAGAAACACAGCACUACGUUCGAUAACAUAAAAUCGCUGAUAAGAGAAGGGAAAAUCGAGAAUUAUUCUUCGCCUAAUGAGGAAAAAGUGACAGAAUUAUCGCCUCAGAUUACACCCAUUGUUAGAGUUGUGUCAUUGCCCAGUCUCAAUGCUGAGGAGUUUACUCCUACCAGGCAACUGGAUACAACAGUGGAAGAGGAAGAGGACACGGAAACGUCCCAGCAAAGCGCCGAAAUUUCUCCUCUGAGAAAAAUCGAACAAAACAUCUCGGAACUGCUGGAACGACGAGAUAUCGAAGUGGUGGAGGGUGACAAAUUUAUUUUAAAUGGAGUGGAGAACUUGUCUAAAGAUAGAAAGGGUAAGAAGAAAGCUCCGUCCAAACCCGUGAGGGAAUCAAAAAUUGCAGAUAGACACAAAAUGCACGAUUUACAAAAGAGUAGCAGUAAUAAUGAGAUACAGAAGACGGAGGAUUAUUAUAGGCAACUACUGAUAGAAGGUGGUACACCAUUUCCGAAACGUAACGGCAUCCAGAAAUCAGAAAGCGCCAAGGAAAUGUUGAUUGCCCAUAGAGAAAAUCGUCCUUUAACCACGUCCACUUCUGCCGAUUUUCCUGUUCGUGUGGAAAUCCACCAGCAUGAAUUCCCUCCCCUUCCUCCGUCGCCUGUCGAAGAAGAUGAGGAUGAAUAUUCGGAGAUAUUAGCUCCAGGUCAGAAAGUCCAGUCUGAAAGCCUUCCCAAAAACCAUGAAGCACCCUUAGUGCCUCCCCAUCGUGAACCUAGUUCAAGUAGUUUAAAAACCCGCUCGAUGGACGCUAAUUAUAACCGUGGUAGGAGAAGCAAUUAUUACAACAGUUCGAAUAGAAAUAUACCGCCAGAACGAAGAACUUUGCCAAAUGAUCCACAGGAGAAACGAAGAGCCUAUCAAAAGAGGUCAUCACAUUCACCACAAGAGGAGCUGCACAUGCAGACUUCCUGCAGUUUACCCGAAACGCCGAUAUUUGCUAGAGGUUGUGACAUUCCAAGAACACCCCAUAGAAGGGCACCAGAUAUUCCGGGCAGUCAGACAGCCCCCAGACAGAGCAACACUAUGGGUAGUUUAAACACCAUAGGUAACUUGUCGACCGGCGGUUACAGAAGAGGCAUGUCCCACUCCGGACUCGAACAAGCCAUGGUUGGAGCGGAAUUGUUGCGGCUCGCAGGAGGACCCGGUCGAGGAUGGUACCCGAAGCAAAGACACAGGAGACCCGCAUCUAUUGAACAUUUAGAUAGGUUAGCUCCUGGCCAGAAUCCUUGGGAAUCGAACAGGAAGCCGCUUACACUCCCACCGAAUUUAACCCCAAAGUUCUUUCAAAGGUCCCCCAGAGACGCUCUUAGAAGAGUAACAAGUUUAUUGAUUAGAAAAGGAAACAAUGGUAAGGAACCGAAGAAAGAGAAAGAGAUAGUAUCUCCAACGAUUCACGAAAACGCCAAUGUUUCCGGGGAAGAAACGCAGAAAAAGAAAGGCUUCUUCAAGAACUUCUGGAAGAGGUCCAGACAUUACUCCUUAGAGCAACAAUAAGACAGGUCGUCACCCUUUUAGAAUAAUUAUAAUUUUUGUGUACAUUUUAUAUAACAUCUACAAUAAAUAAUUCACCAUAAUAUUAACGAUAACAAUUCUAACCGAACUAGUAUUACUAUUAUUUAUACGGUUAACAGAAAAUGAAAGCACUCCCUUAAUAUUCGUCGUCUGUAUAUAUUAUUUUGGCGAAAAAUAUGUUAUUCGUAGAGCAUUUAGUUUCCAUACUCAAUGUUAUUAACCACGGUAAAACUAACAAAAGUAAUAAGAAAUCCGAUGUAUCCAAAUUGUUGUAAUCGUACCCGUUUGACUAGUUUAGAAAAUUGGAAACAUUUGUUAUUUUUAUAUUACCUAAAUAUUUAUACCUCUAUCUAACUUCUGAACUAUCGUAUACCCGUAAUAAAGGUGAUGGCUUAUAAUGUAUCCGGCGAAUCUAACUUAACCAUGUCAAUAGAGAAUGCGUAAGUGUUGGGCUUUGUGUGAAUAUUUAGAUUGUACGAGGCAUUAAAAAAUUAUACUAAACUUCUCAGCGGUUUCUUCGGUUUUGGCGUUCCCUCUGUUCCACAUUGACAAUCAAACCAACAGACAGAUUUUGGGAGUAUUCCUCCAAACAUGUUUGUCUUUUUAUCUGGGAACGAGUCUGCAAACAUGUUUCGGGAAUUACGGAUUUAGAUUGAUUUAGGGAAAUAAUUUUCGCCAAUAUAUAGUUACAGGCAGUACAUAGGUGUAGAUAAACAAACUAAUUUAUUACAUAUAUUAAGUGUGACAAAUUUUAGAAUUUUCUGUGUACGUUGUGGAUUUGCAGAUUUUAUUCAUUUGUUCUUUUAUUCAUUAUUAUGUUGUUCAUUAAAGCCAUGUAUAAUUGUAUAUUGAUUUUUAAUUUAUGCAAAUAUUUUUUGUGAAUGAGUGUUUCAGUUAAUAAAGUUUAUUUAACAGUA
Messenger RNA from Aethina tumida (small hive beetle), 4479 nucleotides. RefSeq lists its product as uncharacterized. NCBI's taxonomy places the organism in Eukaryota, Metazoa, Arthropoda, Insecta, Coleoptera, Nitidulidae. The record is from RefSeq and is a predicted model, not a curated record. The coding region runs from base 344 to 3544 and encodes 1066 amino acids. The transcript has 18 exons.